Messenger RNA from Nerophis lumbriciformis (worm pipefish), 3231 nucleotides. NCBI's taxonomy places the organism in Eukaryota, Metazoa, Chordata, Actinopteri, Syngnathiformes, Syngnathidae. The record is from RefSeq and is a predicted model, not a curated record.
AUGGCGAGUCACACUUGCACACGGAUACGGACCACUUUUUUGCUGCACUUUGUCCUCUUUGCGAUCUGCUACUUGGCCACCCGCAGCACAGCAGCUCGGAGGUCCAGCGCCAGGAGAGCCGAUCGUCUGAGUCCUCCGUUGGACAUCCAAUUAGAGAGCGUCAAUUGCAGCGCCUUCAGCGUGCGAUGGAAGAUGCCGCGGAGACACGUGAGCACCAUCACCGGAUACAAGGUAUUCUACACUGAGGUGAAAAAUGGCCGUCUCCUGGGUACAACCUCCGUGAGGGAAGUCCCUCUUAGUUUGGACAUACUGACUACGGGCCAAUUUGAUGGACAAGCAAACUUUGAUGUGGACAUUGGAAACCUAAAGGUGAACACCAAGUACCGAGUGAGCGUGGGUGCUUACGGUUGGGCCGGCGAGGGUCGGCCCAGUAUGCCACGGGAUGUCAGCACAUCCUCUCAUGAUGCGUGCAUGCCGCCCUCACCCCCGACUGAGCCCGUCGUCGUGGCGAUUUCCGAUACGGAGUUGGCGUUGUCGUGGCAGCAAGGGGAGAGUGAGGGUAGCGCACCUGUCCUUCACUUCCUGGUUGCUUACAUCCGGCCGGAAAUGGACACAGAAUGGACUUACAUCCGUGAGCCUAUCGAGAGCAACUCCAUGGUUCUCAAGGGCCUCAUACCUGAGACCGAGUACCAGUUUGUCAUCAGAGCCGUGAACAUCCACGGCGCCAGCCCUCCGAGCCACGUCAACAACCCGGUGCGCACCCUGGGAUCAUCAGAUGUUGGCAGUGGUGAUUAUGGACGUUACUUUACCGAUACGCAGAGCAAAGACGACGAUGGUUUUGACAUGGAUGACUCCGACUAUGAUAUUUUUAUCGAAGAAUUAAAGCCGUUCCCCGGAAUCGGCCGAGACAGCGGCAAGUCACAGCUUCGCUCUCGCUCCAGUCCGUCCGGUCAGAACGUUGUUUACCGCAUGGACACCGUGGUGCCGCCCAAUGCCACCGUGCUACCCCCUGCCUCUUCCGCCAGCGAUCCAUCGGCCAUCUUCCCAGACUUUUCAGAUCUGAUUUUUCCCACCAGCUCGAGGCGCGAGAUCACAGCCACUACGACCACCAGCACAGCCCCGCCCAUCAACACAAGCCCCACUGCUGCAACCACACCCACCAUUGCUCUCACAAUGUCCCCAUGGAAGGGCAAGGUGCCUCGGGUCUACCACCUGACCUGCGACGACACAGUUUGUCCUCAGGACAGCUUCUGCCUCACAGACUCAGAGAGCGGAGGCUCGCGCUGCCACUGCAACCUCGGACGAGGCGGUGACACUUGCUCUCAAGAGGUGUCUGUCAAGUUCCCCAGGUUCUAUGGAUACUCGCAUAUGACCUUUGAACCGUUGAAGAACUCCUACCAGACCUUUCAAAUAUCACUGGAGUUCAAGGCGGACAGCGAGGAUGGCCUGCUGCUGUAUUGUGGUGAGAACGAGCAUGGGCGGGGAGACUUCACCUCUUUGGCCUUGGUACAAGGCAAGCUGCAUUACAGGUUCAACUGCGGAACAGGCGCAGCUCAGAUUGUCAGCGAGAGCCAAGUGGUCGUCGGUCAGUGGCACACGGUCACCGUCUUCAGGGACGGCACGAGCGGCUGGCUGCGAUUGGACAAUGACACGCCCAUAUCUGGUCGAUCCCCGGGCCAAUACUCCAAAAUCACGUUCCGCUCCCCGCUGUACGUGGGAGGAGCUCCGAGCACGUACGGGUUGGCAAAGGCGACGGGCGCCGUCGGCGGCUUUAAGGGAUGCGUCCAAAGUUUGAGCCUCAAUGGCAAGGCCGCCGAUGUCAGACCGUGGCCAGUUGGCCGGGCGCUGAGCGGUGCUGACGUAGGCGAGUGCAGCGACAGUGUGUGCGACGUAGUGGGCUGCGCUAACGGCGGCGUGUGCUUUGCCAACCGGGCCGACGGCUACAUCUGCCUCUGCCCACUCGGCUUCAGGGGAGCCCUGUGCCAAGACAGCUUCACGCUGUCGUCGCCGCUUUUCAACGAGACCAUGUUAUCUUACGCUGUGGUGGCAUGGCCUCAGCCCUCCCAGAGCUAUUUGUCCUUCAUGGAGUUCGAGAUGACCUUCAGCCCGUCGGCGCCCGAAGGCACGCUGCUGUACAGCGACGACGACGGCAGCGGCGACUUUCUGGCCAUCAACCUGCGGGACGGAUACGUGGAGUUCAGAUUCGACUGCGGCUCGGGAGGAGCUGUUUUAAGGAGUGAGGAGCAAAUCGCUAUGGACUCCUGGCAUGAAUUAAGGGUGUCCCGAACGGCAAAAAGUGGAAUCUUGCAAGUAGACAACCAGAAGGCAGUAGAAGGGUUUGCUGAGGGAGCGUUUACACAGAUCAAUUGCAGCUCAGCAAUUUACAUCGGUGGUGUACCUCAAUAUGACAAAACCAAGAGAACAGCGGGUGUCAGGAAACCCUUUACGGGGACCAUUCAAAAGCUUGUCCUCAACGAUCGGACCAUCCCCAUCACGAGCAGCUCGGCGAGCGGUGUGAACGUCGCCAAUUCGGAGCAUCCUUGCGUGCAAAGCCCUUGCGCCAACGGCGGCACCUGCAGGCCCAAACGGGACAGCUACGAGUGCGACUGCCCUCUCGGCUACGACGGCCGCCACUGCCAGAAAGAAUGUGGAAACUACUGCUUGAACACUGUGACAGAAGCUAUCGAGAUCCCGCAGUUCAUGGGUCGCAGCUACCUCACCUAUGACAACAGAGACAUUCUCAAGAGACUGUCAGGUUGGAGGAACAACGUGUUCAUGCGCUUUAAGAGUAAUGGCGGGGAUGGUCUGCUGCUGUGGCGAGGAGACACACCCAUGAGAGCCAACAGUGACUUCCUCUCCUUGGGCCUGCAGGGCGGAGCACUCAUCUUCAGUUACAACCUGGGCAGCGGUGUGGCAAACAUUGCGGUCAACGGAACUUUCACUGAUGGGAAGUGGCACAGAGUCAAAGCCGUCAGGGAUGGUCAGUCUGGCAAGUUGACCGUGGAUGACUACGGUGCCAAAACGGGUCGCUCGCCAGGCAAGAUGAGGCAACUCAACAUAAACGGACCGUUAUACAUUGGAGGCAUGAAGGAGAUCGCUUUGCACACCAACCGGCAGUACAUGGGGGGCCUGCUGGGCUGUGUGUCGCACUUCACGCUGUCCACCGAUUUCCACGUGGCGCUGGUGGAGGACGCCGCCGAUGGCAAGAACAUCAACACUUGCUCCAACUAG